This is a messenger RNA of Xyrauchen texanus (razorback sucker), 3732 nucleotides long. RefSeq names its product proteoglycan 4-like. The record is from RefSeq and is a predicted model, not a curated record. Lineage: Eukaryota; Metazoa; Chordata; Actinopteri; Cypriniformes; Catostomidae. Bases 361 to 3732 code for a protein of 1123 amino acids. The transcript is spliced from 8 exons. Gene Ontology annotation, molecular function: protein binding; mRNA binding; translation initiation factor activity. Gene Ontology annotation, cellular component: eukaryotic translation initiation factor 4F complex.
GGCAGCGGUAGAGGCAGCACACAUCUCUGGCCACUUACCUGAGCCCGAGCCUGAGAUGACAGCAGUAGAGGCAGCAGAACCCACAAGCCCCUCUGUGCAGAUCACACCACCAUCUGCAGAGAGCAAGAGGAAAUAUGAUAGAGAUUUCCUCUUGAGUUUACAGUUCAUGCCUCAAUGUCUGCAGAAGCCAGAGGGUCUUCCAAAUUAUCCUAUUAUUUUGGACAAGGUCAGUCAUUCUUACAGAGUAAUGCUCCAACAUAUCAAAUAUUUCCUUGAAAAUGUUUCAUUUAAAGUGGGAGACCUAAUAGGUAUCUGCUUCAUUGAUUGACUGCUUUACAGGCGAAUGAAUGUCAACUGCCCAUGUGUCCAGUGGAUUGGCCAACAAAGUCCAGAGGCCAAAAAUCUGGCUGUAAGAAAAGGCGUCAAGCACCUGGAUGCAAAAGAAUCAGUGUGCAGCUGGACUGUGAUGUGGAGCUAAAUAGAUCUGCAAAUGCUUGGAAGCCUGGUCUGAAGUUGGCCGUUGAGGAUCCAGAGGCCCAGAAAACUGAGGAACUCCUGCGUAAGUUCCGGAGCCUCCUCAACAAAAUGACUCCAGAAAAAUUUGACCAGCUGAUGAUGAAGCUGACUGACCUCCAUCCAUCCAUCGACACAGAGGAGCGACUGACGAGUGUCACAGAGCUGGUGUUUGAAAAAUCCAUCAGUGAACCAAGCUUUUCUGGCACAUACGCCAGUAUGUGUCUCUCUCUGGCCCCGUGGAAAACACAAAUGACUGGUCAACCAAAGAUGAAGGUCAGUUUCAAGGCCCUGCUGGUUCGUUAUUGUUGGAAGGAGUUUUUGUAUAAUGACAAGCCCUUGGCCCUGAAACAAAAAGAAAUAGAGGCAGCUUCAUCAGCUGGUGAACAGGAAAGUCUGAAGGAAGAGUUAAAAGAGGCAAAGAACAAGGCCCACAGACGCUCAAUGGGAACCAUCUGCUUCAUGGGUGAGCUGUUUAAACAAGGGAUGCUUACAGAGGACAAUAUGCAUGAGUGCAUAUUGAAGUUGGUCAAACAGCAUGACGAGGGGUCACUUGAACAACUCUGUAAGCUGCUCAGUUCUGUGGGCCAAGACCUGGAUGCUGAAAAAGCAAAGUCAAAAAUGGAUGGAUACUUCAGCCAGUUGGAGCAAAUGGUCGUGGAGCGUAAAACAACAUCACGCAUACGCUUCAUGAUCCAUGACAUUAUUGACCUGCGACUGAACAACUGGGUGUCUCAGAGAAGUGCUCUGGGUCCCAGGACUGUUCAGCAGGUCCAUGAGGAGGUCAAAAAGGAAGAGCAUGUGGAAAAGAAGGCCCUUCAUAGGAUGAGAAAAGUGGUGCAGAGAGAGGAGUCCUGGAGCUCUGUGUAUUCGUUGGACAACAACAGGACCACAGUGGUCAAUGAUGUUCCCAGGACUUCCAAGAUUGCUACUUUUUUGAGCUCAGAGGCAGAAGGCCUCUCUCCUGAACCCUCAUCACUGAAACCAGAGAACUCAGAGGAGCUCUCCGAACAAGAAACAGAGGAGCCUUCCACACCAGCAACAGAGGAGCCCUCCAUACCACAACCAAAAGAGCCCUCCACACCACAGCCAGAGGUGCCCUCCACACCACAACCAGAGGAGCCCUCCACAUCACAACCAGAAGAGCCCUCCACACCACAGUCAGAGGUGCCCUCCACACCACAACCAGAGGAGCCCUCCACACCACAACCAGAGGAGCCCUCCACACAAGAACUAGAGGAGCUCUCCACACCACAAUCAGAGGAGCCCUCCGCACAACAACCAGAAGAGCCCUCCGCACCACAAUCAGAGAAGCCCUCCAUACCAGCACUAGAGGAGCCCUCCGCACCAGAACCAGAGGACCCCUCCAUACCAGCACCAGAGGAGCCCAUCAAACAAACACUAGAGGAGCCCUCUGUACCAGUACUAGAAGAGCCCUCUGUACUACAACCAGAGGAGCCCUCUGUACCACAAACAGAGGAGCCCUCCACACAAGAACUAGAGGAGCCCUCCGCACCACAACCAGAGGAGCCCUCCAUACCAGCACCAGAGGAGCUCUCUGCAUCAGAACCAGGGGAGCCCUCCACACAAGAACUAGAGAAGCCCUCUGUAUCAGCAGUAGAAGAGCCCUCCAUACUACAACCAGAGGAGCUCUCUGGACCACAACCAGAGGAGCCCUCCACACAAGAACUAGAGGAGCCAACUGUACCAGCACUAGAAGAUCCCUCUGUACUACAACCAGAGGAGUCCUCUGUACCACAAACAGAGGAGCGCUCUGUACCACAAACAGAGGAGCCCUCUGUACCACAAACAGAGGAGUCCUCCACACAAGAACUAGAGCAGCCCUCCAUACCAGUACCAGAUUGUUCCUCCAUACCACAACCAGAGGAGCCCUCUACACAAGAACUAGAGGAGCCCUCUGUACCACAACCAGAGGAUCCCUCCGCACCACAACCAGAGGAGCCCUCCAUACCAGAACCAGAGGAGCCCUCCGCACCACAACCAGAGGGGCCCUCCACACAAGAACUAGAGAAGCCCUCUGUAUUAGCACUAGAAGAGCCCUCUGUACUACAACCAGAGGAGCUCUCUGUACCACAACCAGAGGAGCCCUUCACACAAGAACUAGAGGAGCCCUCCAUACCAGCACUAGAAGAUCCCUCUGUACUACAACCAGAGGAGCCCUCUGUACCACAAACAGAAGAGCCCUCCACACAAGAACUAGAGCACCCCUCCACAACACAACCAGAGGAGCCCUCCACACAAGAACUAGGGAAGCCCUCCAUACCAGUACCAGAUUGUCCCUCCAUACCACAACCAGAGGAGCCCUCUACACAAGAACUAGAGGAGCCCUCUGUACCACAACCAGAGGAUCCCUCCGCACCACAACCAGAGGAGCCCUCCAUACCAGAACCAGAGGAGCCCUCCGCACCACAACCAGAGGGGCCCUCCACACAAGAACUAGAGAAGCCCUCUGUAUUAGCACUAGAAGAGCCCUCUGUACUACAACCAGAGGAGCUCUCUGUACCACAACCAGAGGAGCCCUCCACACAAGAACUAGAGGAGCCCUCCAUACCAGCACUAGAAGAUCCCUCUGUACUACAAACAGAGGAGCCCUCUGUACCACAAACAGAGGAGCCCUCCACACAAGAACUAGAGCAGCCCUCCACAACACAACCAGAGGAGUCCUCCACACAAGAACUAGGGAAGCCCUCCAUACCACAACCAGAGGAUCCCUCCACACCACAACCAGAGGAGCCCUCUAUACCAGAACCAGAGGAGCCCUCCGCACCACAACCAGAGGAGCCCUCCAUACCAGCACCAGAGGAGCCCACCGCACCAGAACCAGAGAAGCCCUCGGCACCAGAACCAGAGGAGUCCUCUGUACUAGCACCAGAGGAGCCCUAUGUACCAGCACCAAAGGAGCCCUUAACAGCUCAGUCAAAUGAGCCCUGCACACCAGAACUAGAGGGCUCAGAAGAACGGGUAGAACAACCAUCAAUACCCUUAUCUGAGCCCUCAACAAAAGCACCAGAGGUCUCAGAGCUUGCUAAGAGUUUUUCCACAUCAUCCACCCAGACUGAAGGAAACUAUGAGGAAGAAGAAAAUGGGAGGAGCUGUAACUGUAGGAAUAGGAAGUGGAAUUGUGUAAUAGACCAGCUUACAGUGGGGGUGGUGAUAAUCAAAGCCAUUUCCUUUAUUUUAAAGGCAAUAUUUUUUUAG